CAUCGUGCUCAGGUGACUAACGGCAGCCUGCUAGUUUACCGAAACGUGUGUUUUGUUGUAAUUCCUAGUGGUAGAGUGAGUUAUGCCACAGUUGUCUCUUUUAUUCACUUUCCUACGAUGCUUAGGUCAUGCUGGGUUAAGCUGAGCCCUCGUCCUUUGUUCUACAACUUUUAUUUUUAAUUUCUAUCGUAGCUGUUUAAGCUAGCAGACAAAGUUGUCACGUUCGCAGACAUGGUGUGCAAAACUUUUUCUGCUCUCCUAUUCCUCCUGAACAUUUCCGCAGCUUCAGGUGCUUCAUAUGUUAUCACAGUUGAUGUGGGAACACCAGCAGGAGACCUUAAACACUUCUGGAGAAGCACCGGUUUCUGCCCCCCGCUCCCUCACACCCAGUCCCACCAGUAUGACCUGAGCAUCGACCAGCAGCUGAAUCUGGCCUACGUGGGCUCAGUGCCUCAUGGAGGGAUCCAACAGGUCAGGAUACACUGGAUGCUGGAGCUGGUCACAGCACAGGAUAUUGGAGGACAACCCCAGUAUAACUUCACUAAACUGGACCAGCUGAUAGAACUCUUGCAUGUUAAUGGACUGCAACCAGGGUUUGAACUGAUGGGCAGUGUCUCUAACUACUUCACUGACUUUGAGGACAAAUCACAAGUGUUUGAGUGGAGAAAUCUGGUUCAUCUCAUAGCCAAGAGGUACAUUGACAAAUAUGGCCUGGGAAGUGUUUCUCAGUGGAACUUUGAAACAUGGAACGAGCCCAACAACCAUGACUUUGACAACGUUACUGUGUCAAUUCAAGGUUUUCUAAACUACUAUGAUGCGUGUUCGGAGGGUCUGCGCUCUGCCAGCAGCCUGCUGAGGUUUGGAGGUCCGGGAGACUCCUGUCACACCCCCCCACACUCCCCAUACUGUUGGGCCAUGCUACAGCACUGCUACAACGGCACCAACUACUUCACUGGGGAGACCGGGGUCAGGAUUGACUACAUCGCCUUGCACAAGAAGGGAGGAGGCUACUCUUUGCCCAUCCUCCAGCAGGAGAUCCAGACAGUAGGGGAGAUCCAGGAGCGCUUCCCCCGGUUCCGCAGUCUUCCUGUAUAUAAUGAUGAGGCUGAUCCUCUGGUGGGCUGGUCUAGGCCUCAGGAGUGGAGGGCUGAUGUGACCUAUGCUGCGAUGGUGGUAAAGGUAAUAAACCAGCACCAGGAUCUGCUGCUAGCAGACCCCAACAGCACCAUCAACUACACCCUGCUGAGCAACGACAACGCCUUCCUCAGCUACCACCCGCACCCCUUCACCCAGCGCACACUGACCGCCCGCUUCCAGGUCAACAACACCCAGCCCCCUCACGUCCAGCUCAUCAGGAAGCCUGUCCUCACCGUCAUGGGCCUGCUGGCUUUGCUAGGAGAGACCCAGAUCCGGGCUCAGGUUCUGAGCUCAGCAGGAAGCCACAACAGUACAGUGGGAGUUCUCGCCAGCAGCCACAAGCCUGCGAUGCCGGGUGGCUCAGACAGCUGGCAGGCUGCAGUGCUUGUCUACAACAGUGACGACAACAGCACCUCCACCGCCGCUGACGAUGUCACCGUCACAGUGAGAGGACUAUCUGCACAAAAGGGUCUUGUGUAUGUGAUGUAUUACAUGGAUAAUAACGGAACCAACCCGUACCAGCUGUGGCAGAGCAUGGGCAGCCCCGACUACCCCACAGCUGAACAGUUCAGACGGCUCCGGAGAGGGCAGGACCCUCAUGUUGAUGGACCCUGGAAGGUUCCUGCAGGAGACACUCUGACUCUGAAAGUCAAACUGUUUGUGCCCUCCGUCCUCCUCAUCCAUCUGUGCGCUCAGCCCAAAGCCGUGCCAGACCAGGUCAACGGACUACGUUUCAUCAGGAUCACCAAAGGCCAAGUGCUUAUUGUCUGGUCUGAUCACUGUGUUGAUUCAAAGUGCAUCAAGACAUUUGAAGUGGAAUUCUCCGCAGACCAGAAAGAAUUCAGCAGAAUUAAUACCCAAGACAUCAUUUUUACUUCUUAUGUGUAUUCUCCAGGGGACCAGGUGGUUGGUGGUCUGUACAGAGUUCGAGCUGUGGACUACUGGGGAAGGGCAGGCCCAUACUCGCUGCCAGAGAGGUAUUCAGAGGAGUGUUAGACCAAGGUCAAGUCUGCUGUCCUUCAUGUUGCCCAAUCGCAUAAUGAGCGUAUAUUAUGCUCUAAGUGGCACUAAUUCAGGAAUAGAGCAUUAUGGUUGUACUUUCAAAGACUUGAAUGUUUGACUUUUCUAAGCAGACCACUUUGUUAAUAGUAGAUAAAAGUGACUGAAUACAAAUACCAGCAAUCAUCAGCAGCUCUCAUGCAUUAAUGUCUGAGGUUACUGCAGGUUUAUUGCCUUGUGGAGAUCGAUAAAGGAGCUGAACACAUGCUGUCUCAGUGGAAACCUUUUAAACUCUACUGGCAACAUUAACAGCUUCUGAUAUUUGUAUUUAGAAAUAGUAUGGCUUUAUGUUUGUGUAAGUUGAGACCCAUGAGAAGACCAAAACCAACAACAUGUCAGUCAAAGUGUCUAGGUGCCUUCCAAAUCAGCCGAGACAAAAAUCUAAAAAAGUGGCUCUUAAACGUUUAGGAUGCUUUCCCAUACUCAUACUACCAUUUGGUAGGGCAGAAAAAGGUUUUGUAUUUGGUAUUACAUACAAUGUCAAGCGCAGUACGCCACAAAAGUCCGUACUACAUCCAGUCACAUUUGCUGUAUCAAACCAGACAUAUCCUUUAUAUAUACAUCCUAAUACCUUUACACACAAAUAAACUGACUAUGUCUUACAUAGUUUAUUGCAAGCAGUGUUAAAUGCAGGCGGUGUUAACAUGCAGUCGCACAUAAUGUGUCAUUACAUGGGAGGUACGAAAGGAAAAGAAAAAUGUAUUUUAUUUGAAAUUCAGUUUUUAAAUUUGUUAUAGUCUAUUUUUCUAUUCUUGAAAUGUCUUGUAAUGUUUAUGCAUUAAAGAAGUAAAGUUGGAUAACCACUCAAA
Stegastes partitus (bicolor damselfish) is the source of this 3005-nucleotide messenger RNA. It is a transcript of the gene idua, whose product is annotated as alpha-L-iduronidase. The record is from RefSeq and is a predicted model, not a curated record. Bases 232 to 2133 code for a protein of 633 amino acids. Gene Ontology annotation, biological process: carbohydrate metabolic process. The transcript has 14 exons. NCBI's taxonomy places the organism in Eukaryota, Metazoa, Chordata, Actinopteri, Pomacentridae. Gene Ontology annotation, molecular function: L-iduronidase activity.